UAGAGGAUCAGUUUCACUAGCCUCAGCACCGUAAACAGGAGCCGCCGCCGGGGAACGGGAGCCGUCGUGUUGUUUAUUUCACACAAGAUAAACUUUUCUCUACAAUGUCGGAGUUUGACAGCAACCCCUUCGUGGACCCACUGGACAUAAAUCCCUUCCAGGAUGCCUCAAUCAGUCAAGCCACCAGAGGAGCCCCUAAAAACGUUGGGGAAUUCAACCCAUUCUCUGCAACUGAAAUGGGAACCCACUCUGGCACGACCAUCCCCAUCUCUGCUGCCGCCUCUCAACCCGCCAUCCUACCCACUUCUGUGGAGCAGAGCGCACAACAGGCAAAUGUAGCAGCUGGCCAGGCUAACCUGCUCAAACAGCAGGAGGAGCUGGAGAAGAAAGCAGCUGAGCUAGAGCGGAAGGAGCAGGAGCUCCGGAACAGGACCGGAGCCAGAGCGCUCAACACUGGCCCUAAAGAGAACAACUGGCCACCUCUUCCCAGCUUCUUCCCCAUGAGGCCCUGCUUCUAUCAGGACUUUGAAGAGGAAAUCCCUGAGGACUACCGCAGGAUCUGCAGGAGAAUGUACUACCUCUGGAUGUUCCACAGUGCUACUCUGUUCCUCAACGUGCUGGCCUGCCUGGCUUACUUCACUGCAGACCCCCAGUACGGCAUUGACUUUGGUCUGUCCAUCCUCUGGUUCAUCCUCUUCACCCCAGUGUCCUUCAUCUGCUGGUACAGGCCCGUCUACAAGGCCUUCAGGUCUGACAGCUCCUUCAGCUUCUUUUUUUUCUUUUUUGUCUUUUUCUUCCAAGUGGCAGUGUACAUCAUCCAGACUGUAGGGAUUCCCAAGUGGGGAAACAGUGGAUGGAUCGCAUCCAUCAGCAUGAUCGGCACAAACCUGGCUGUGGCUGUGGUUAUGAUGGUGGUGGCCGGGUUUUUCACUGUAAACGCUGUCCUGGCUGUCAUCCUCCUGAAAAUGGUCCACUCUAAGUACAGAAGGACAGGUGCCAGCUUCACCAAGGCCCAGCAGGAGUUCUCCACGGGAGUCCUGACCAACCGAACCGUCCAGACUGCUGCAGCCAGUGCUGCCCAGGGAGCCUUUGGCAGUUAGAGCGAACAUCCUUUCUGCUUCUGGCUAGUCUCUUCUCUGACCAACAUAGCCAUGUCCCAACAUACUGCAAUGUGUUUAGGGGCUGGGGUUUGAUUAUUUAUUGAAAAGGGCCAAAAAACAAGAAACUUAUAAGGAGGGGAAUUAUUCUCAUUACGUCAGCUGAGUGAAAGGUCUACAUUCUCCACUUAUUAGCUUUUCAAGAGACUGUUAUAUAAUACAGCAUGACUAUGACUCUCAAUUGUUAUUGAAAAUUGACCAUUCUCAUCAGUAUGUUAGCAAAGUGUAUGCCAUCAACAGUUUUUCUGGGACAUAUAGGAAGGUGUAGGAAAACAGAGUGGGUUUGACAAAAAUGUAUUGGCAACACCUCACAGUAUAACUAACUGAAAUACAUUUAACAUAGUCAACUAAAGUAAGUAUAUCUGCGGCACACCACUAAACAGGGCCAAGGUUAAGCGAUAAAGUAGUUCUUUAUUUUUUAUUCACGUUAUUCUUAAAUACGCUGGCAGAAAGGAUUUCUCUAUUCCACUGAAAUAAAAUACGGGGGCCUCAAAAAUGACCACUGCGAAGAGUUGGCAUUAUAUAAAAAGCAUACUUGACAUGCGAAUGUUUUACCAUCAUUCAUUGAUGGAUCCACAUAAUGUGUGUGUACAUAUUUGUGGCGUUACAGCAGCACGUAGAGCGUUACAGGGUUACCAUUCUGUCAUUCUGCUUCAUAAACGUGUUUAAUAGAUGCACUGCUGGAUGCCCUGGAAGAAUCAUACAUCCUGCACUACUGAUGAACACUGCUGCUGUAGGAGUGUUCGCCCUAAAUUUGUUUUCAUGUGCAUAACACUGUAUAGAAUAAUCAUUAAUGAAGGUGACGGGAUGCUGGAAGGUUUAUCUUUCUACUGGUUUCAUUAGUUUACUGAUUUAGAUGAAGUGAGACAAAAAGUUCCUCUUCGGGCAAUUGAAGACAUAGUUUAACAGUGACGCGAUAUUUUUACAUGUUUAGUUGUUAAUGUUUUUAGAUAUAGUAUGGCUCCUUGCUGUGAUUCAAAUGAAAGACAGGGUGCAGGUUUACUAAUGUAAAGUUACUGACAUAGUAUAGAAUUAAGAAUGAUUUACUUAGAAGUGUAUUAAUGAGCAGAAAGAACACAAUAUUUAUCUGUUGAUUAUCCAGUCUUGACUUUAUAUUCAUAAAAAUGUGUUGACCAAAGUCAUGUGGUACUGAAUAGUCGCAGAUAGAUAUUUUUUUUAACCUGCUUUCUACCUACUACUAGCAUUUUUUUCACAUAUUUACUUGUGAAUAUAUGCUGUGCGAUUCUCAUCUUUUGUUACUGUAACACUGAAGGACUUUGUUUAGGUGUACUCAGUGCCUUUCAGCAGAUGUAACCCAUCAUUUUUGCGUGGGGAUUUAAGCGCAAGGCUGUUGUGUUUUGUCUGAUUUAGUUUGUCUUAAUAGAGAAACGUGUUUUAUGGUGAUGUUUCCCUUUGAUGAUCAGAAUGUGUUAAGGUGUGUUGUA
Molecule: messenger RNA, 2602 nt
Organism: Etheostoma cragini (Arkansas darter)
Lineage: Eukaryota; Metazoa; Chordata; Actinopteri; Perciformes; Percidae
Gene: scamp2l
Product: secretory carrier membrane protein 2, like
Exons: 9
Coding region: 105-1100 (331 amino acids)
Biological process (GO): protein transport
Cellular component (GO): recycling endosome membrane; trans-Golgi network membrane
Source: RefSeq, a predicted model, not a curated record